This is a messenger RNA of Triticum dicoccoides, 1499 nucleotides long. RefSeq names its product peroxidase 5-like. The coding region runs from base 97 to 1218 and encodes 373 amino acids. Gene Ontology annotation, biological process: response to oxidative stress; hydrogen peroxide catabolic process. NCBI's taxonomy places the organism in Eukaryota, Viridiplantae, Streptophyta, Magnoliopsida, Poales, Poaceae. The record is from RefSeq and is a predicted model, not a curated record. Gene Ontology annotation, molecular function: peroxidase activity; heme binding. The transcript is spliced from 2 exons.
CCCCCCUGCUUCCAACAAAUAUGCAGCUCAUUCCGUCGAGCCAUCUCCUGUAGCUCGCCUCACCUCUUCUCCCUUGUGCUGCUUGAACCGGCCGGCAUGUCGCGGCUCUCGAUGGCGAUGCUGCUCCUAGUCUCCCUUGUGCUGGCGACGGGCCCGCGCCUCGCCGUCGUGGAGGCGGUCGUCGUGGAAGGCCUGACGGUGGGGUUCUACAACAAGACGUGCCCGGAGGCGGAGCAGGUGGUCCGCGACGUGGUGAUGAACGACUACGGCAUGGACCACACCAUCGCCCCGGGCCUCAUCCGCAUCUUCUUCCACGACUGCUUCAUCACGGGGUGCGACUCGUCCAUCCUGCUGGACGAGUCUCCGUCGGGCGAGGUCCCGGAGAAGGAGUCGUCGGCGAACGGGUUCACCCUGCACGGCCUGCAGACCAUCGACGUGGCCAAGGCGAGCAUCGAGGCCAUGUGCCCGCGCACGGUGUCGUGCUCCGACAUCCUGUCGUUCGCGGCGCGCGACGCGGCGGUGGCGGCGGGGCUCCCGAGCUACGAGGUGCCGGCCGGGCGGCGCGACGGCACGCACUCCCGGAUGGCCGACCUGCCGGGCAACUUCCCGGUCCCCGGGCACACGGUGCCGCGGCUGACGGAGCUGUUCGCGAGCCGGGGCCUGUCGCAGGAGGACCUGGUGACGCUCUCCGGCGCGCACUCCAUCGGGGGCGCGCACUGCUUCAUGUUCUCCAACCGCAUCUACGGCUUCUCCAAGACGGCGGACAUCGACCCGUCGCUGGACCCGGCGUUCGCGCAGCGGCUGCGGAAGAUGUGCCCGCGGCCCAAGCCGGACGACAACCCGCAGCAGGCGCCCAAGGUGAACUUCGACGAGCGCACCGGGGAGAAGCUGGACAACGCCUACUACCAGGAGCUGCUGGCGCGGCGGGGCCUGCUGACCUCGGACAACACGCUGGCCCUGGACCCGCAGACGAGGCCGCUGGUGGAGCAGUACGCCAAGGACGACGCGCUGUUCCAGCAGAGGUUCGGGGAGGCGAUGCAGAAGGUGAGCAAGCUGGACGUGAUCAUCAAGAAGAACAAGGGGCAGAUCAGGCGGGACUGCCGGAUGGUGAACAAGGCCAAGGGGGUACGCUGGAUGCCCAUCCACUUUCUCAAGCCCCCCAAGCACCCCAUGCUCCAGAUGAUCAACUGGUUCAUCCGGGGCUUCCAGCAGAACUAAUAAGUUGCCUUUGCCAUCCACAUCCAUCCAUCUCCUCUCGGCUCUCCUACUCCUAUUCCUAGACGGACCAGCCUGCUGCUCUACCUCUAUAUAUACCCACUCCGGCGCAGCUGUCAAGUUUAAGUUUGCAUUGGUCGCCAUUUUAUUGUUAUUACUGUCUUCGGUCUAAUGAUGAAUAUGGCUUGAGCCAAUCAUGUACUCAUAUAUGUCAUGCUUGUGCCGUUUGUACGGUUGUUACUACUUAUCAGCUUGGAAUAAAUGUGAAACCGAAUAAACCAUCC